Messenger RNA from Suillus bovinus, 1085 nucleotides. RefSeq lists its product as uncharacterized. The coding region runs from base 89 to 703 and encodes 204 amino acids. The transcript is spliced from 2 exons. NCBI's taxonomy places the organism in Eukaryota, Fungi, Basidiomycota, Agaricomycetes, Boletales, Suillaceae. The record is from RefSeq and is a predicted model, not a curated record.
CUUCAAUUACGAUCUCAGGCCUUCAGCCGUGACGGUCACUCGGCUUCUACUUAAAGUGGUUUGUUAGGCUUCUCUUCCUCUUCAUAAUAUGGAGGCCAGACCGCCAGAAAACACUGAAACCAACACUGUUGCUGCACCCACAAACGCCGUGCUGGACGCACGAGCUAAUAACUUUUCCCAAAGAUAUCCAGCCAUCACCCAUUUUACAGUGCUAGCGUUGCUUUUGACACCGCUUGUUGCAGUGCCAUAUUUGCUAUCUAAAAGACAUAUUUCCACUCUUUCCAGAAGGUUGGACGAACUUUCGGCCACAACCACUUCUUUGCGGACGGAAUUAAAGACUUCUGCGACUGAGAAUGCCGCACGGAAGGUGGAAUUACAUCGCACCUCAGCCUCGCUUGAGGCUGCAAGAUCAGAACUCAUUCAGCUGCGCCGCAGCCUCAAACAGCUUCGCAUGGAACGUGAUGCGUCAGAGAUAACGAUGCGGAACGCUCUGAAGCAGCUUCUUGAAGAGAGAAAGCUGAACAGCGAAUGCCUGGCACUUCUCCCCCAACUGGGUACUUCACUAGCUGAUGUUGCCGCAUUCAUGUACGAAGUAGAGUUGCACCACGGCAUUACGUCAAGCGCCAUUGAUGGUCACGGUGUAGAAAGGCUUCGCCGACUUGCACUUAAAUUCCACAUAGCGCAGUCGGAGGGGUCGAGGUAGCCACCUACAAUCGUCAACCACAUACCCCACUCAGUGGGGAGAAGCGUGGAAUGGUUCAAGAGUCGUGAUAAACUACUCAGGAAGUCUGGAUAAUUGUAUGAUACAUGUAUUUCAUAGUGUACCGAUAUCUGAGUGCAUUGUACUGUAUCAUAUAUACAUACAAACACAUCUCUGGUCUGCUGCUCGAUGACAAAUUGUGUUUACAGUAGCAAGUCAGGAAACAAUGGAGCGUUUUUGCCAAGUCACUUUUGCGUUUUUCACGAUGCGAAACGAUGCUCCACUUGAUGCAGUGUAAGUAUCAACUACGUGACACCUAAGGUCUAAGGAGUGAUGGAUGUCAUUGGACAUAAUUGCGCCCGAUGCCGAGGACUAGAGAUUGCGG